Diaporthe citri is the source of this 1344-nucleotide messenger RNA. RefSeq lists its product as uncharacterized. The coding region runs from base 1 to 1344 and encodes 447 amino acids. The transcript has 3 exons. Gene Ontology annotation, biological process: glucan catabolic process. NCBI's taxonomy places the organism in Eukaryota, Fungi, Ascomycota, Sordariomycetes, Diaporthales, Diaporthaceae. The record is from RefSeq and is a predicted model, not a curated record. Gene Ontology annotation, molecular function: hydrolase activity, hydrolyzing O-glycosyl compounds.
AUGUUUUUGUACACAUUUCUUUUCGCUGUGACCCUGGUGGCUACCGCGGCCGCGCAGGUGCAGUUCCUCGGCGUCGCCAUAGCAGGCGGCGACUUCGGAUGCCAGAUAGACGGCACAUGCCCGACGGGGUCGACACAGCUUCCCCUCGGCAGCAACGGCGGGGGUGGCGACGGCCCAGGGCAGAUGCAACACUGGGCCUCCCUGGACAAGCCUCUGAACCUGUUCCGGCUGCCCGUCUCGUGGCAGUUCCUCGCCAACAACCAGCUCGGCGGCGACCUCGACUCCGGCAACCUCGGCAAGUACGACAAGCUCGUGCAGGCCUGCCUCAGCACCGGGGCGCACUGCAUGAUCGACAUCCACAACUUUGCGCGCUGGAACGGCGGCAUCAUCGGGCAGGGCGGGCCGACCGACGACCAGUUCGUCGCGCUGUGGACGCAGCUGGCGACCAAGUACGCGGGCCAGGACCGCAUGGUCUUCGAGCUCAUGAACGAGCCGCACGACCUGGACAUCGGCGUCUGGGCCGCGACGUGCCAGAAGGUCGUGGCGGCGAUCAGGGGCGCCGGCGCGGCGAGCCAGAUGAUCCUGCUCCCCGGCACGAACUUUGACAGCGCGGCGACUCUGGUGUCGAGUGGGAGCACUGCGGCGCUGAUGAAUAUCACGAAUCCCGACGGGACGACGGAUAACCUUCUGUUGGACAUUCAUAAGUACCUGGAUGAGGAUAACUCUGGGACGCACAAGACGUGCACGACGGAUAAUGUCGAUGCGUUCAGUACGGUUGCAGACUUUUUGAGGCAGACAGGCCGGAAGGGCAUCGUCAGUGAGACUGGCGCAUCGAGUGAUUCCACAUGCUUCACAAGCUUCUGCUCGCAGAACAGCUUCAUCAACCAAAACUCGGACGUCUUCAUGGGCCUCGUCGGCUGGGGCGCCGGCAGCUUCGACACGAGCUACAUCCUCAGCCUCACGCCGUCCAAGCAGAACAACCAGCUCGUCGACAACCAGCUCAUGCAGCAGUGCGUGAUCGCCAAGUGGGUCGCCACCGCCGGCGCCCCGAGCUCACCGGCGGCGGCGGCCCCGCCCGCCUCCGCGCCGCAGGUGACGGUGACGAGCAGGCCGAUCGUGAUGACGACGGUGGGGCCGACCCAGGCGACGAGCGUGGCCCAGUCCAUCGGCGACGCGACGUAUACCAUGACCAUGUCCAUGGUCACCGAGACCGCGGGUGGAGACGGGGAGGACGAGGGGCUGCUCACUGCUUCGGGCAGCCCGACGCUGCCGGCCAUGGCGACUCAGGUGCCCUCGGGUUACGUCGCCUUCGGGGACGGGUGUUGUUACAGCCUCAGGGGCUGA